CUCGAACAUCACGACAUCUCCUACACCACAAUCAUCCUACGUGGGCAUUCCGAUUCGCCUAGAGAUCGUCGAUUGAUCGGAGCGGAGCCUCUUUAGUACGUGUAUAUUGUGGUCGUGACAACUUGGGGCCCUGUAGGGGGCCGACGUCACAUAACGGAGGACCUCUCAUCGUCAUCACAUCGCCCCGGAGCAGACUUUCGGUCUUUAUUGUCAACACGUAACCACCGUCGUCGUCGUCGAUCCCUAUGUUGCCCUUCCGCACGCUGUUGCCGCGUCCGUCCGCGGCUGCCAGCUAUGGGCGGACAUUUUCUUUCGCAUCGCCACGCUACAUCCCGCUUUCACAUCGACCACCAUCCACCAAAUGUCCAUGCACAUGCGCUCCAUCCUUCCCUCGGCCUCCUACCCCUGCCGUCGUCGUCCACCUUCACGUCCUCCGCCGAAGAUUCUCCCACACAACGACCACUCGGCUAUACAUCCACAAACAUGACCUGGAGGAACAGCUCCGCAAGGCCCGCCCCCUCGUGACGACCACCACCAUCCGCCGCACGGCCCGGAGUCCUCGCACCAAGACGGUAGCCAUCGUCGCCGUGGCCGCCGCCGUCCUCUUCUACUUUAGCAACAUCCAAACCGUGCCCGUGUCGGGCCGCCGCCGCUUCAACUGCUUCUCGGACGAAGCCGUCGCCGCCCUGAGCGCCGAGCAGGUCCGCCGCAUCGAGUACGAGGUGGAACGCGCGGGGGGCCGCUUCCUCCCCGACUGGGACCCUCGCGUCCGUCUCGUCAAGCGCGUCAUGCAGCGUCUCAUCCCGGCCUCGGGGGGUGGCGAGCUCCCCACCGACGCGCAGGGCGACACCGUGUGGGGAGACGAGGGCGGAGGCGGCGGCGGCGGCGGCGGAGGCGGCAGGGGUACGAAGAGCAGCAAGAGCGAGGUCGACUGGGAGGUCCGGGUGAUCGACGACCCGCACACCAUGAACGCGUUCGUGCUCCCCGGCGGGAAAGUGUUCGUGCACAGCGGCAUCCUGCGGGCGACGCGGAGCGAGGCGGGCCUGGCGGCGGUGCUGGGCCACGAGAUGGCGCACAACAUGGCGUCGCACGUCGGCGAGCGCAUGAGCGGCGCCAUCGGCAUCAACAUCGUCCUCUACAGCCUGUACUUCCUCGCCUACAUGGUCCCCGGCGGCAUGCUCCUCGUCCACAGCCUGGGCGGCGGUCUGAUGGACGUCCUCUUCUCCAUGCCCAUGAGCCGCAUGCAGGAGACCGAGGCCGACUACAUCGGGCUCAUGAUCAUGGCCGACGCCUGUUACGACCCGCGCGAGGCCGUCGGCUUCUGGCGCCGCAUGGAGGCCGCCGCGAGGAACCGCGGCGAGGAUGUGCCUGAGCUGCUGAGCACCCACCCGUCCAACCAGCGCCGCAUCGAGAAGGUCGAGUCGUGGCUGCCCGAGGCCAUGGAGAAGUGGCGUGCCAGCGACUGCUAUGCCACCACGUCUUCUUUUGCCGAUUCCUUCCGCCAGGCUAUGGCGAGGGGUAUUGUCAUGAUGUGAGGACCUUCGAAAAGGGUCUGGACUCUCUGGGCCAUGUGAAGAUAAAAGGAGCAGAAGGGGGUCUGACGUCUAGAGGAGAAACAUGUGA
Molecule: messenger RNA, 1623 nt
Organism: Sodiomyces alkalinus F11
Lineage: Eukaryota; Fungi; Ascomycota; Sordariomycetes; Glomerellales; Plectosphaerellaceae
Product: mitochondrial metalloendopeptidase OMA1
Exons: 1
Coding region: 246-1535 (429 amino acids)
Biological process (GO): protein quality control for misfolded or incompletely synthesized proteins; mitochondrial protein processing
Cellular component (GO): mitochondrial inner membrane
Molecular function (GO): metalloendopeptidase activity
Source: RefSeq, a predicted model, not a curated record